AUCAUGCUCAAGUGCUGGCAAGAGAACUCGGAGGCGAGACCAACAUUCAGUGAGCUGUGUGCAGAGCUGGACUGCAUGCUCUCCGAGAACAGGGAAUACCUCGCCAUAGUUCCUGACACCACGAAGGUCUCAGAAGUCAAGAACGGAACCGUCAACCAGUGGGUAGCGGAUUCGCUGGCACACAUUCAACGCGAAGCUGGUCUGUACCCGCCUGAAACCGAAGGGAUGGUGCCUUAUGAAGAGCUCGCCCUCACCUCUGAAGGCAACUCUGACUACAGCAGUGAUCCGGACGGUCUACUGACGCCCUCUUGCGGCAGUGAAGAUAACUACGAGCUGCCGGCUUGCUCGACCACUGUGUGAUCUAAGUUUGUCAAAGAGCCAUUGAUUGAUUAAUUGCAUGAUUUACCUACAUUGAUAGGUAUUAGGUUAUAAACCUCACUGGUGUGAGACAUUUCCUUUGCCAUAGGUAUGAAUUAACUUGAUCAUGAUAUUGUUAAAAUCGUACGUUAGUUAAACAUUUUAGUCAUAACCCUCGAUAUUUCCCCGCCAAUUUGGCACGUUUUCAAAACUCGAAACAUGACUUCAUUUUUUUUUACAAAAAUUCUCUGACGAUGCCUUAAAACAGCUCUUACUACGGUAGUCAGCGACAUAAGGGAGCCGGUGGAAACUACAAAGGAUGGCAUCCAGGCUACUUUAUGGAUCCUCUUUUAGCCUCC
Molecule: messenger RNA, 716 nt
Organism: Branchiostoma belcheri (Belcher's lancelet)
Lineage: Eukaryota; Metazoa; Chordata; Leptocardii; Amphioxiformes; Branchiostomatidae
Exons: 3
Coding region: 4-360 (118 amino acids)
Source: RefSeq, a predicted model, not a curated record